AUGGACAAUGCGGACUCCCCAAGCACCGGCACCGCCCCGCCGCCGGAUGCCACCGCCCCGACGCCGGACGCCACCGCCGACAAAAAGAUGGUCAGGAAGGUGAUCCGCAGAAAGAAGCGACCGGCGAGGGUGCAGAUGGACCCCAGCGAGUUCUCGUCGGAGCCACCGCCCCAGACGGGCACGACGUACAACAUCUGGUUCAACAAGUGGGCGGGAGGAGACAGGGAGGCCUACCAGCAGACCAAGGCCAGGGGCCGGUGCAACGUCGCCCGGGACAGCGGCUUCACCACCGCCGACAAGGUGCCCGGCAGCUACUUCUGCCUGCGCUUCGCCCGGGGCAUCUGCCCCCGCGGCCAGGACUGCACCAACCUGCACCGCCUGCCCGGCACGUUUGACCUGUUCAACCCCAACGUGGACUGCUUCGGCCGGGAAAAGUUUAGCGACUACAGAGACGACAUGGGCGGCGUCGGCAGCUUCAUGCGCCAAAACAGGACCAUAUACGUGGGCCGCAUCCACGUCUCCGACGACAUUGAGGAGAUUGUCGCGCGGCACUUUGCCGAAUGGGGGCCGAUUGAGCGAAUCCGAGUCUUAAACUCUCGCGGAGUCGGCUUCGUCACGUACACAAAAGAGGCCAAUGCGCAGUUUGCCAGAGAAGCAAUGGCUCACCAGUCGCUCGACCACGACGAGAUCCUCAACGUGCGCUGGGCUACGGCGGAUCCCAACCCCAUGGCCCAGGCCAGGGAAGCCCGGCGGGUGGAGGAGCAGGCGGCCGAGGCUGUCCGGAGAGCCCUGCCCGCCGACUUCGUGGCCCAAAUCGAGGGCAAGGAUCCCGAGGCGCGGAAGCGGCGGCGCCUCGAAAGCGCCUACGGGCUGGAAGGCUACGAAGCCCCCGAUGAAGUGCACUUUGCCCGCGGCCGGAACGCCGUGAACCCCGUUGGACGCCGCGGCUACGAGCUCGAGCACCAGCAACGCCUCAUGAUUGCGGACGGCCAGGCGGGCUCGGAAGCAGCACCCGAAGCUGGGGCGUUGUCGUCGUCACAGCCACCAGCACCAGCGCCGGAGGAGAACGGCAUCUUUUCCGGCAGCACCUUGGCGGCGCUGAGCAAGGCCAACCUAGCUGCGGCGCCCAAGCCCAAAGCGACACCCUCUGCUGGGCCCCUUGUUUCUUACGACAGCGAUAGCGACGCCAGUUAG
This is a messenger RNA of Ustilaginoidea virens, 1194 nucleotides long. RefSeq lists its product as uncharacterized. Gene Ontology annotation, cellular component: U2-type catalytic step 2 spliceosome; Prp19 complex; U2-type catalytic step 1 spliceosome. The record is from RefSeq and is a predicted model, not a curated record. The transcript has 2 exons. Bases 1 to 1194 code for a protein of 397 amino acids. Gene Ontology annotation, molecular function: pre-mRNA binding; metal ion binding; U6 snRNA binding. Lineage: Eukaryota; Fungi; Ascomycota; Sordariomycetes; Hypocreales; Clavicipitaceae.